AGCAUCGCUGGAAAUGAAUGUGCAGGAGACAUUAUCAGAUGUGAGUGGGGUGGGGGAAUCAGAGCUGUGUCAUGAGCAGCCGCUUCCACAUCUAAUAGAAGGAUUCUGUACCGACUGCAUUGCCAUCGCCUUUGAAGGAAAACAUUACAAAAAAAUCCAUAGGAGAAAAAAUGCACUAAAUCAGGAGGGCCUUAAUAAUCAAUUUCCAUUUUAAACAAUGGAACUGAUACGUGGCAAGACAUUUAUCAUAAGUUAUGCACAAAACCAUUCGGAAAAGGUGCCUCAAGUUGGAUGUAAAGAUAAAAAGAAAAUAGAAGGUCAGAAGAAUCCUGCUCGGAGUGAAAUUAAAAAGAAUGUUACAGGAACACAAAGAAUGUCUAACAGUAUUUGCACAAAAGUGACAGGGGAUAAUAUCCGCUGUCCAAAAACUGUUAAGAAAAGCAAAACAUAUGAUUGUGUUACAAGAGAUGACAAUAUAGAUAAAAACACAGGUGUAAGUGGACAUGGAAGACUACCCAGUAGCAAAAGUUCCCCAGGGCUCAUUGAAGACCCAGGUGGUAAAAGGAAUGAACUGCAAACAUCCAGACCAUCGACAUGCAAACAGACUAUGAUUGACUACAGAAACUUAGUGCCUCAGGUGCCUUUUGUGCCAUCGGUUGCCAAAUCACUGCCAAAGAAAAGAAUUUCUCUUAGAAGAUCUAAAAAGAGUUUAAGAAACAUGUUUAAUUUAAAAAGAAACAAGCAGCAAGACACCAUAUCAGAAGACGAGAGGCUCCAGAUAGUGAAUGUUGAACCAAACAUAGAAAAAACAGUCCAAAAUCAGUCCAAUGUGGGUGAAAUGGUUUCCGAUGAGCUCCUAGCUCCAGAAUUCCCUGACCGUGAAAUGUACAUUGAUGCCAUUGAUUCCUUCAAAGCCUUGUGUGAGGAUGUGGCAUCUCUAAAGAGCUUUGAUUCACUUACCGGUUGUGGAGAAAUCUUUGCAGAUGAAUGUUCCUCGUUUAUUGAUAUAGAAAACUGCAGAGUGACAUUUAUUUCAAAGCCAAGCCCUAUAGCUGCUAACUUUCAAGGUGGAGGAGAGCGCCUUGCCUCACCAGCCAAAUCAGAAUCAUUAGAUUUCUCCAGACUCCAUGGAUGUGCAAAUACACUGCCAAGAAAUGUAAGUUCAAAUGGACUAUUUGAAGCUAAAUAUUUACCUGAUUGUAAUGAUGCAGUCAGAAAGGAAACUGACAGCAUUGUGUCAGGAGACCAAGUUUCCACUUCAUCCUAUAAUGACCUCAUGUCUUCUAGUGAGAACAUUAUUGACCCAGAGUCUCCAAAAUCUACAAGUGAUGAAGGAUAUUAUGAUUCAUACUCUCCUGGACUGGAAGAAGACAAAAAUGAAUUGGAAACCCAUAGAUCAUUUCCAAGAGACAGUUACAGUGGAGAUGCUCUUUAUGAGUUAUUUUGUGACUCUGGAGAAACAAAGAAAUGGCAGAACCAAGACUUUGACUUGCCAGCAUUUGGUCAUAAUGCUGAAAAUCCUACAUCUAUCUACAGUUUUUGUGUGGGAUCUGAAGAGAAUAUGGCCUCCCAACCACCACAUGAUCUAGUGGGAGAUGGUAUUCUUCAAAGUACUUGGAAAGGGAGAGAAUGUUUGUUGAAGCUAUGUGAUACUGAGUUGACUUUAAGCAUGGGAAUAGUCAAUUGGUUAAAGAAGACAGGAAAGAUAACAGAUUUGGAAAUCAAUAAUCAAAAUGUUUCUUCUUAUGAAACAGAACCAAUGGAAAUGGGAACAAAAAUAGCAAACAGAACAGAGGCAAUACAGACAAUGACAUCAAGAGAAACAAGAGGAGAGUGUUUCAAACCACACAGGGGAUAUAAAGAAAAAGAAUAUUGUAGCAUAAUUAGUCGUAUCAGAGAUUCUGAAAAUAUAUUAGCUGAUAUCUUGUCUUGCAACAAUUUUGAAGAGCCAGCCACAUCUCUUACAGAGUCUAAGGAGGGCUUGCCUGAAAAAGGUGCCCCAUCUGAAGAACAUUUGGAUGUGAAAGACUCAGUUCUGGAGUCAUCAUUCCUAACAACUUUAAUCAACAUUAAUGAAAACCAAGAGGAGUUGCCUGCAUCAAGUCCAGAGAAUAAAAAUGUCUUCCCUAUGGUGUCAACAAGUAAAAAGGAUGGCACAAAUGUUCCAUCUAUUCAUAACCAUGUAGACACUUUGCAUGCAUUAGGUCCACAAUAUGUCACCAGCUCCAUGUCAGAAAAUAAUAGGGGUUUGACCGAAAUUCUGGAUAAAUUCACAGCUCGAUUAUCAUCACUGCAUAUAACAUUUGGUAGCCAAAACACUUUGCAUGGUACAAGCAAAUCAAUGCGACCAUAUGAAAUGUCUCAGAACUUUAAAAAUUUAAUAGAACAAUAUGACACUGAGCCUCAACCAUCGCUUCUUCAACCAGCUUUGUUGUCCAAUUGUAAUAAUGAAACCAACAAGAAAAAUCUGAAAACCUCUGAUGAAGCACCUAUACUGAACUCUCUUUCAGUCAAGUAUUCAAAGGAUGAAUGUACAACUAACAAUCAAACACCAAAGGAAACUCAAUCCAACAAGUUUGCCACCAAGGCAAAUUUCCUACCUCUUUUCAAGUCCCCCUGUUCAUCUGUGAUUUCCCGAUUCUCCUCUACUUUGUACAAAGUUCACAAGCCAGGAGAUGCAGUCAUAUUUUUUAACACAGGAAAGUAUAACCAAACAUCUGCUUGUAAUGAAGACUUUGCACAUAAUUCGGAUGCUUUGUCAAUAGAUUUUCCCAAAUUCAGAAAAGAUGACUUUGAGUCCAUCGGCCCUAUACCUGAUGGUGAAGAAAGAGGUUUAAUGUAACAAAGAACAGCCAGCAGAGCUUAUGACAGAAUAAAACACUACAUGAGACAAACUGAAUGGAUAAAUCUUGGCUCGAAAUGAUUUGCUGCUCAAUCCUAAGGCUUCAUGCACACCGGGCUUAAAAAAAACAUCUGUUCUCUUGGGAGUAAAAAUUGCUCAUUAAGAGCAUUUUUUGUACAGAGUCUAGACGAGUUUAGAAAAGUUUUAAGUUUUUCUUGUUAAAAAAAAGAAGAGUUUUAAGUUUUUUUUCUACCAGUGAGGUCCAAUCAGAAACACGAACUAGAAGGUUUGUUUUUUCCUGCCUCCAGCUCAAAAUAUGCCUGUAAACAUAGGAUUAUGCCACGUACACAUGAUU
Messenger RNA from Rana temporaria (common frog), 3197 nucleotides. It is a transcript of the gene AMER3, whose product is annotated as APC membrane recruitment protein 3. Gene Ontology annotation, molecular function: phosphatidylinositol-4,5-bisphosphate binding; beta-catenin binding. The coding region runs from base 218 to 2842 and encodes 874 amino acids. Lineage: Eukaryota; Metazoa; Chordata; Amphibia; Anura; Ranidae. Gene Ontology annotation, cellular component: plasma membrane. The record is from RefSeq and is a predicted model, not a curated record. Gene Ontology annotation, biological process: regulation of canonical Wnt signaling pathway. The transcript is spliced from 3 exons.